AUGGCUCGUCUGCACCCGACAAACUCGGAGAAGACCAUCCGCAAAAUUGACAUAGCCCAGGUAUCUCUCAGCCUCCAGGAUCGGUUAGGCCUUGCCAAAGUGAAAUAUCAAAAUGAUCGUCUGCAUGUCCUCGAGCAACCAUAUCAGAAUGGAGGUCGACAUAUCUCCCUCGGAAGCGACAAACCGUCCGACUCCUCAUCUGAGAUAUCUCACUGUCGUUGCGAGACCCCGAUGACCUCCCCUCCCCUACGAACCGCAACCUAUUCGAAGGAACUGCCCAGGUCGGCCCGGAACAGACAUGCGGCAACCUUCAAUUCCCGGGUCAUGCAACCCAUGCUGUCUGCCAGUCGAAAACGCGUACGGUCCGACUCCAUCACAGAUCUUCCCGCCAAGGCACCUCGGGUCUCAUGGAAAAGCUCAUACAACCUGCCUGCUUCUUCACCGGGGUUCCGCCAUCCUACUCAUCGGCACCGGCCUCUGCCGCUCGUGGCUGAGACAAUCCCUGAGUUCUCGUCGCCGGCACACCAUCCCCAGUCAGACGACGACAAUGAUCCAGAUCUACCCGUGCACAGUUUCCAGAAUACCAGCUCGAUGGUUGGCUCCUCACCUCCCCGGACGCCGCCACCGAAACAUGCUCGUCUGACGCGCAAUGAUCCUACCCUGCGCCAUGAGGACGGUGCCGAUUUGCUUCUGUACCUGGCAAACUCGCCCACCCCGGCCAGUAUCGCCGGCAAGACUCAAAAUCGAGAAUUUCCACCCUCCACUCCACCGACUCAGCAUGCUGUCUUGCCAUCAUUGACUCCGACGCCUGGGGCUGCUGGGGUCUUUCCCAAUUUUGGCACUCCAAGCCAGCACUUCAAUUUCGCCGACUUUGUGAACGUCACUCCUAGUCCAGCGCAACCUGCGCGAGGCGGCCGCACCCCGGGAAAUCCUAUGAGGACUCCUCUGGCCAACCGAGACGGGAGAAAACGGCCCAAUUUCGAUAACUUAUUACCGCCAAGCGCAGAGAGUCCGAAAAACCGACCGAAAGAGCUUGGCCUUGCUCUUCAGUUGGGCGGAGAGUUGCGACCGUAG
Messenger RNA from Aspergillus clavatus NRRL 1, 1074 nucleotides. RefSeq lists its product as uncharacterized. The transcript has 2 exons. The record is from RefSeq and is a predicted model, not a curated record. The coding region runs from base 1 to 1074 and encodes 357 amino acids. Lineage: Eukaryota; Fungi; Ascomycota; Eurotiomycetes; Eurotiales; Aspergillaceae.